Molecule: messenger RNA, 1715 nt
Organism: Phoenix dactylifera (date palm)
Lineage: Eukaryota; Viridiplantae; Streptophyta; Magnoliopsida; Arecales; Arecaceae
Product: transcription factor bHLH30-like
Biological process (GO): regulation of DNA-templated transcription
Molecular function (GO): DNA-binding transcription factor activity; protein dimerization activity
Source: RefSeq, a predicted model, not a curated record
GUCCAAAAUAAGCAUCCCACCAAUGGAUAUAAAAACAAAACAAAGGCAAAUAAAGUAAGCAAAUUGCUCCUUGUCUUUCCAAAUAUUUUAUUCAAAAAAUCAAAUAUAAAUCAUAAACUCUGUUUCUUCUUCUUUCCAUCCUCCAAAUCAACUUUUCUUCACCCCUCCUCUGUCCGGCAAAGAUUCCUUCCGCGCAUCCAGAGAUUCUCUCCUCUCCUGCUGUUCCAGAACCCCCGUGCUACAUAGAGAAAAGUGUGGUAAAAGGGAGAGAUGGUGGAGUUUUCUAAACAGAGGUCCAAGAUGAAACCGUUCUCCGAGUGAUCUCUCCCGCCAAAUCUCUCGUUUCCCGCGUAAUGGAAGCAGUCGAUUAUAGUGGAAGACGACGACCACGGCUUCAUGAUUCCACCGGUGACCGAGUAGAAGGCGAGGCGAGGAAGCUCCGGCGCCACAGGCUCCCCUUCUGGUUCUGCCCCCCGAGCCGCCCCCCGGGCUCCUGAGUUCCUUGCGUUUGUUCCUUGUCCAUCUUCUUCUAUCUCUUGAGCUGGUUAAUUUUCUUGUCGUUUGCGAUCCGUUUGGAGGGGAUAAAUGGGUUCGAUUCCGCUGGGGGAUUACGGAGUUCUGAGAGGGUUUCGUGAGGCUCCUGGGUUCGCUGCGGGGACGUCAGCGACGCUGGUGUUGGAUGGGGAGAGAGGGGAGCUGGUGAGGACGCCCGCCCGGGUGGGGAAGAAGGGGAAAGGUGGCGUCUUGGACGCGAGAGUGGCGAUGGCUUUGAAGAGCCACAGCGAGGCCGAGAGGAGGCGGAGGCAGAGGAUUAAUGGACACCUCACCACGCUCCGGAGCAUGAUUCCGUGUACCGACAAGUUGGAUAAAGCUGCACUGCUUGCAGAAGUGAUCAAUCACGUAAAGAGACUGAAGAGCAAUGCAGUGGAGAUUAGCAAGGGUUGCACCCUUCCAUCGGAUGUUGAUGAAGUGAGAGUUGAAGUUGAAGGAGAUGAAAUGAAUGGCGGGAGCUUUAUAAUAAAGGCAUCACUUUGCUGCGAGGACCGGCCGGAUCUCCUCGCCGAUAUAAGACAAACACUCCAAACUCUGCAGCUGAAAACUAUCAGGGCAGAAAUUUCAACACUUGGUGGCAGAGUCAAGAAUGCUGUUGUCGUGAUGUGUGAAGGAAAUGCCAGUGAUAUUGAAAAGAAUCUUUACGCCUCGUCCGUUCACCAGGCCCUGAAGUCCAUUCUUGACAGGGUCAAUUCAUCAGCUGACCUUCUGCCAAGGACUGCAUUCUCUAACAAAAGACUAAGGAUCUCACCAUACGCAUCCUCAAGCUCCUCCUCGUGAAACUUUUGCAUGCUAAGGAAUGAUACAGCUGCUGCUCAACGGCACACACAUUUAUGGUGCUGCUGUAGUUUGUUAGUUUAUGUUCAUAUUGUGGUGGAAGAUUUCCUAUGGAUAUAUAGGUGCUUGUGCUCGAUAUAUAACUAUUAGCCACGAAUAUUUGGGGAAAGGCCUGGUUUGAGCUAUAUUAAGAAUCACCAUGACCGCCAGCAGAUUUUUGUUAAAAUGCUGUGUAGCUUCUUGACCUUUCCUCGAAAAGCACAUUGUUGCUUAUUUACUGAUGUGAGUGCAUGUAUAUCACUUUAAUUUUAGAAAGCAGGUCCUGGACUACGUGGGUCUUUUAUAAUUGAAAUAAAGCAAUAUAUGCAAACUUUUCUUUUGUUGCA